UGAGGAGACGCCAUAAGCAACGCCUAUCAUACAUCUGCCUGAAAGGCUUCACUAUACCCAGACUUCAAUAAGUGCGGGCUGUUACUCUGCAUCUCUCCUCGACACUUCUUAAACCUAUCAUUUGUCGCAAAUCUUCAAAAUGGAUAACAGAGCUGAUUCCAGCCUUUGGGCCGACACGCCCUUCGCCCUUCUCAAGAUUCCUGGUCAGCCGGGUGGUCCAGUAUGCGUAAAUCCUGGUGUUCUCAAUGUCGCUAUAGAGAUGGCAAACGUCCACAACGUCCUACUUCGCCCGCUGAAUGCCAUUUACCAUCAAGCGCCCUUCAUUCGCAUCCCUGUAGAUGUUGCUGAUUUCAUGCUGUACAUUACAGCAUGGGCAGAUACGCUACAUCACCAUCAUUCCCUUGAAGAAAGUUUGUUUUUUCCAAUGGUGGAGAAGAUAGCAAAAGAAGCGGGGAUUGAUGAUUGUGAAGGUAUCAUGGGAGGGAACGUGGAUCAACAUCAUGAGUUCGAGCCCAAGAUAGCGGAGCUGGUCAAGUGGGCUGAAGAGGUUGUGGCUGGGAAGAAGACAUAUGACGCUGUGGAACUGAAAAGGCAGAUCGAUGACUUCGCACCUAUCCUGACACAGCAUUUACAUGACGAGAUCGGUACCUUGGUCAAAUUGGAAAACUGCGAUGGAGAGAAGAUUAAGCAGGCGAUGAAAGAAACGGCUGAUGAGGGAGCAAGGACAGCCGAUCCGAACCUUGUCAUCCCCUUGGUGCUCGGAAGUAUCGAUAGAGGCUAUCCAGGCAGCGAGAACUUCCCGCCCUUACCAUUCUUCGUUCCAUAUCUCAACGCGUAUUGGUUUACGCGAAAGCACAAAGGCUCUUGGCGAUUCAACCCAAGUGACCACUGGGGUAAUCCGAGGCCGCUGCACUUUCUCCAGUAGGAUGGAGUGUUCGAACAUAUUCUCGCCUAAGCUUGUAUGCGAAGUACGUCCUCACAGCCUUACCGUAAGGAAACAAAAAUCUGUGUCGUCUUGUCCCAUGGAACUCAUCUUUUCUCCAGUCCCUUGGAAGCGUGGUGGACAGCGACACAGAACAUCCGAAUGAUAUUAGGAAGUUGCACAAAGAUCGUGGAGCUAGAGCGAGGAAGGAGAUUGGCCAUGUGGUUGGAGGAAGCUGAGAAGUAUCGUGCAAACGCAAAGGGAAAGGUACCUAGCAAGUGAAACAAUCUCGAGGUAGACAAAUAUGUGGCGCUGGAU
Molecule: messenger RNA, 1240 nt
Organism: Alternaria alternata
Lineage: Eukaryota; Fungi; Ascomycota; Dothideomycetes; Pleosporales; Pleosporaceae
Exons: 2
Coding region: 476-925 (149 amino acids)
Source: RefSeq, a predicted model, not a curated record